Molecule: messenger RNA, 1115 nt
Organism: Cydia strobilella
Lineage: Eukaryota; Metazoa; Arthropoda; Insecta; Lepidoptera; Tortricidae
Product: zinc finger protein 234-like
Exons: 2
Coding region: 79-1053 (324 amino acids)
Biological process (GO): regulation of transcription by RNA polymerase II
Cellular component (GO): chromosome
Molecular function (GO): chromatin insulator sequence binding
Source: RefSeq, a predicted model, not a curated record
UUGAUCUCUUCUGCGGUGUCGCUUAGCAUCAAUAUAAUUCCCAAUUUCCCAUUAAAGUUAUUAGAGUAGCUACAAGCUAUGUCGUUAUUUUACACAAACCGAGAGGUGCGAAUGAUAAAUGAUAGAAAGCGGAAGAAAGAAAUGUCCGACGCAGGCGUUGCAGAAGAGUUAGGGCUGAUGUAUUCCUGCGAUUUUUGCACGGACGAAUACGACAGUGAGACAGAGCUGCACGUUCACAGGAAGGUCAAACAUCGCGAGCAGGUGGCUAAUAUACUAACAGAGGAUACAAGCUGCAAGUUAUGCAUCAGUCAACACAAAGACUUUGAGGAACUAUUGAAACACACAAAAUCUACUCAUCUCUUGAGCUCUGAAGACGCUGAGCAUGUUCACCGGGAAAUCUUCAUCUGCGAUGUCUGCAACCUGAUGUAUUUCAACAAGAAGAUGCUGGAGAUCCACAUGCAAUACAUGCACGAUCCUAAAAACAAGUACAAACUCUCCGAAACAUGCCCGAAGUGCAACAAACAAAUCCAGAUCAAACAUGUUUGGUUUCAUUUUCAACGUCACAUGAUUCAAAGCAUUGCUUCCUGCCAAAUAUGUUUGAAAAAGUGUAGAAACCGGGCAGACUUACGGGACCAUCUCAAAAUACAUCCAAGUUACUACCAUUGUACGCUCUGUGGUUAUGAAAGUAAAGUUAAAGACAGUUUUACGGUGCAUAUGCAAGCGCAUAACAGCAAUUUGCAUGAAAGUGGGAAUAUUGCGAUAGAUGAGAGCAUGUUGCGGAAAUGCUUUGCUCCAAGGAAGAAUGCGAAAAAGAGCACUUGUAAUAUUGGGAUAAAAGGUCUAUGUUUAAAAGAUUUGUUUGUGUGUGUGUUAUGUAGAGGGCUUUGUAAGGAAGACGAGAAAGCGGCACACAUAGCCAAGUAUCACUUGGUGGAUAUAGUGGCUACGAAGAAACAGUACAUGUGUGUGUGCGGUGAACAGUUUUUCAACAAUGUGUUGUUGAAACAUCAUGUGUUCAAGUUGAAAGGAGAGCACAAAGCAUGUGACUCGUAGUACAGGUAUAAUCCUCGAUUCGCCCACCAUAUGUUAUAUUUUCUAUAAAAAGGGACCUUAUU